Messenger RNA from Paramecium pentaurelia, 645 nucleotides. The record is from the annotation of a GenBank genome assembly. NCBI's taxonomy places the organism in Eukaryota, Ciliophora, Oligohymenophorea, Peniculida, Parameciidae.
AUGAUUAAUAAUACUUAAAAAGAAUGCGUCAAAUAUAGCCACCAUGAAAGAUCUACGACCUAUUAUGAUUCAGAGUCAUUUGGUCAAGUUUUUAGAAUUGUCAUAAGAAGUGAGAUUCAAAGAUAUCUCAUUGAAAAGUUGAUCAUUUGGAAAGGAUAAAUUGAAUAACUGAAAUUAAAAAAUAUUGAUCUUGAGAAAGAUGAAAAAGAUCCCAUUAAGAUACUAAAAAUUCGUCGAAUUCCAGGAUAUAUAUAUUUUGAAUUAUGGAAACAUAAAUGGAGGAAAUGUAAAAAACCUAAUCUCUACAUGACUCUUGAUCACCUUAAGGAUCACCUUCCUCUCAUUGGGGCAAAUGGUGUGAGAAGAUCGAGAAGAUCAAGAAGAUCAAGAAGAUCUACAAUUACACCAUAGACACUACAGGAAGCUGUACAAGAAAUCCCAAAAGUAUAUGACUCUCCAGAUGAGCGAUAUAGCCAUAAAUAUAAAGAAAUUAAUAAAGUAAGAAUGCAAGAAUUACCACUCCAAGGCUUAUCACAAUACUAUUUGAACAUAAUUUCACAUUCAUUAUUAUUAUUAUUAAAAAUUAUAGAUUAGUGGAAAUCUGAAUAAAUAAAAAUAUAUUAUUACAUUUAAACUGUUCUAUGA